AUGGGUUGCGGAAUGAGCACCGAGGAUAAGGAGGGCAAGCAGCGUAAUGAAGAGAUUGAGAACCAGCUCAAGCGCGAUAAGAUGAUGCAGCGCAAUGAGAUCAAGAUGUUGCUUCUGGGCGCCGGAGAGUCUGGCAAGUCAACCAUUCUCAAGCAGAUGAAGCUCAUCCACGAGGGUGGCUACUCCCGGGAUGAACGCGAAUCUUUCAAGGAAAUCAUCUUCAGCAACACUGUUCAGUCGAUGCGCGUCAUCUUGGAAGCAAUGGAAUCCCUCGAGCUUCCUCUCGAGGAUCCUCGUACCGAAUACCAUGUUCAGACCAUCUUUAUGCAGCCCGCUCAGAUUGAAGGUGACAGUCUGCCGCCGGAGGUCGGCAACGCCAUCGAGGCGCUCUGGAAGGAUGCAGGCGUGCAAGAGUGCUUUAAGCGUUCGCGCGAGUACCAGCUUAACGACUCGGCCAAAUACUACUUUGACUCCAUCAGCCGCAUCGCCCAACCUGACUACCUCCCGAGCGACCAGGAUGUCCUCCGAUCCCGUGUCAAGACCACUGGUAUCACCGAGACGACCUUCAUCAUUGGCGACCUUACCUACCGUAUGUUCGAUGUCGGCGGUCAGCGAUCUGAGCGUAAAAAGUGGAUCCACUGCUUCGAAAAUGUCACCACGAUCCUUUUCCUCGUCGCCAUCUCCGAGUACGAUCAGUUGCUGUUUGAAGAUGAGACUGUCAACCGUAUGCAAGAGGCCUUGACCCUCUUUGAUUCCAUCUGCAACUCGCGCUGGUUUGUGAAAACGUCCAUUAUCCUCUUCUUGAACAAGAUCGACCGCUUCAAGGAGAAGCUGCCCGUCAGCCCCAUGAAGAAUUACUUCCCCGACUAUGAAGGUGGCCCGGAUUACGCUGCGGCUUGUGAUUAUAUCCUCAACCGUUUUGUCUCGCUCAACCAGCAUGAGACUAAGCAGAUCUACACUCACUUUACCUGCGCCACGGACACGACUCAGAUUCGCUUUGUCAUGGCUGCAGUCAACGAUAUAAUCAUCCAAGAAAACCUGCGGUUAUGCGGUCUCAUGUAA
Molecule: messenger RNA, 1062 nt
Organism: Xylona heveae TC161
Lineage: Eukaryota; Fungi; Ascomycota; Xylonomycetes; Xylonales; Xylonaceae
Product: G protein alpha subunit
Exons: 5
Coding region: 1-1062 (353 amino acids)
Biological process (GO): G protein-coupled receptor signaling pathway
Cellular component (GO): heterotrimeric G-protein complex
Molecular function (GO): G protein-coupled receptor binding; GTPase activity; G-protein beta/gamma-subunit complex binding
Source: RefSeq, a predicted model, not a curated record